AUGUAUCCCCCUCCGAGACCUUGGGACAGGGAUUCUCCUCGCCGUUACGGCCCACCUGGACGGUUUCCUAGGCGUAGGUCCAGGUCUCCCAUCCCACCAAUACCUGAUCGUUAUCCUUACCCGGAGCCACCAGCUGGUCCACCUUUUCGCAACGCUCCAGCAACAUCGCCUUACCCUAGAGGCCCCAGGUCGAACGAGCCGUUCCUUCCUCGCAGCAGGCCGGAUGAAUUUGCGUAUGAGAGGAGCGUUCCUUACAGAGAGCCCGAAAUGGGCGACUACUAUGAGCCACCGCGUCGGGGGCCUGAGCGACCAAUGGACAGAAGGCCAGUCGAAAGACCUAUAGAAAGAACGCCCCCUCCUAAAUAUGAUAAGCGCCUGCCGGAAGAGGACCGAGGAAGUUUCCGUCCUCCGAGGUAUCCUGAGUCUGAUGGAGAUUAUUACCCGGUAGAUGGCCGUCGACGUGAUUUCCCCUCUCCGGGUCGUGGAAUCCCUCCAGCAAAUGGACCGCGAGGUUAUCCGCCUGCAGAAUGUCCGCCGUUUAUACCUCCGAAGGAAUUUGGUCCCGGUGAGUCUCGUCCGCCGCCCCGAGGACGAUCGCCUGAACCUCGUUACAAUUACAGGUCGACCGAAAAACCGGUUUAUCCACCACGUGGUGGUUGGUAUCGUGGUCCUUCACCUCGCCGUUGGUAGUUGCUUUUAUGUCAUCUUGAAGACCUAAAUGUUUGUCAUUGGAAUAUACCAUUUUGUUUAAAC
Messenger RNA from Opisthorchis viverrini, 753 nucleotides. RefSeq lists its product as hypothetical. NCBI's taxonomy places the organism in Eukaryota, Metazoa, Platyhelminthes, Trematoda, Opisthorchiida, Opisthorchiidae. The transcript is spliced from 3 exons. The record is from RefSeq and is a predicted model, not a curated record. The coding region runs from base 1 to 690 and encodes 229 amino acids.